Triticum aestivum (bread wheat) is the source of this 380-nucleotide messenger RNA. RefSeq lists its product as uncharacterized. Lineage: Eukaryota; Viridiplantae; Streptophyta; Magnoliopsida; Poales; Poaceae. Bases 12 to 380 code for a protein of 122 amino acids. The transcript is spliced from 5 exons. The record is from RefSeq and is a predicted model, not a curated record.
GCUGCUGUGAAAUGGACAUUUUGUAUCAGUGCAAGGAGAUCUUAAAGAUUCAGAAGUUUAGGCGAUUGGCGUCUUAUGCUGGAUUCUAUUCCUUCACUACACUCGUUACCUAUGCUUACACAAGCAAUACGACAAGAGCUGGCAUUUCGAGGGCCGAUCAGUAUUAUGCUUCCUACCCUUCUGGCACACUGCUAUUAACUGACACUGCAAAGCUUUACAAGGCUGCAUUAGGUAAUUGUUUUGAAAUAGACGACUGGGGUCCAAUAGAAUUUUCCAUCAUGGCAAAGCACUUUGACCGGCAAGGCAAACCACCAUAUGCUUACCAUGCUCAAUACAUGUCGCACCUUCUAUCCCAUGGCCAACUCGAUGGAAGUGGUUAA